UGCAACCCUCUCAUCAGCGACCUUGAAAAUGAGAUUACACGCCCUCACUCGCCGGGCUUUGAGCCAGCAACCCGUCGUCGCAAGACGCUUUGCAUCGACCUCGUACCGAUCGCCUUUCGCUCCCAAAUAUAAGACGCAAUUCAACCUUUACGGGAUCACCCAGGACCAGUUGUGGAAUGUGUCCUUCAUUGGAGGCGGCAUGGCCGCAUCACUAGGCUUCUUCGCUCUCUUCUUCUUCGCCGACGUGCCCCGGGUCAGCGUUGAUAUCAUGCAAAAGCUUCCUCUCAUCGGCCACAAAUUCAAGCGCGAGAUUGCUCCGGAAGACAACCCCUUCUGAGCGGACGUGGACAUCGGUGGAUUACCUGUCCAUGGGGUGAAAAGUUCGUGGUCGGAAGACAACGUUGCUGUGCAUAGAAGCCGGACCAUGUACCAUUACGAUAAACCAUUAUAGAGCGAAUCUUGACUGUAAAUCUCAUUCGAUGUGCGCGCUCCCUAUGACAGGAGGACCGAUGAGGAAGUACGUGACGAGACGCCUUGCCGAACGCGCCAGCUUCGUAGAUAAUCCCAGGAUCCCCAAAUCAACGUGACGUCUAGUUCUUCGGUAACCUGCCCACGACCUCCGCCAUCUCCG
Molecule: messenger RNA, 631 nt
Organism: Eremomyces bilateralis CBS 781.70
Lineage: Eukaryota; Fungi; Ascomycota; Dothideomycetes; Eremomycetales; Eremomycetaceae
Exons: 4
Coding region: 29-337 (102 amino acids)
Biological process (GO): mitochondrial electron transport, ubiquinol to cytochrome c
Source: RefSeq, a predicted model, not a curated record